GCAAACCCGGUAUGAAGCAUCGAUGAAAACGCCACAACGAAUAGAAGAGGGUAUAGUGACGUCAUGAACGGUGCGUUGUCUUUCCUAACUAACCUUCAUUGAUGUCGAUUAGCUGCGUGUGGUGUGAAUUUAUUUCAAAGUCAGAUCAGUAAAUUGAAAAAAAUGGUUUCGAGGGCGACAUCGAGAAGAAUACCCGAAGUGGAGCCGCGUAUAGACUAUGUACAAUGCGACGGGCUAGUGGUGAUGAAGAUGGUGAAGCACUGUCAUGAGGAGUCCGCCAGCAACAUGGAAGUUGCCCAGGGCGCUCUUCUUGGUUUGGUUGUGCAAAAUCGUCUGGAGAUCACAAAUUGCUUCCCGUUUCCCAAGAAUGACGAGAUCAUGGAUGAGGAAGAAUACCAGCUUGCCAUGAUGCGGCGGCUGCGUUGGGUGAACGUCGAUCACUUCCACGUCGGUUGGUAUCAGAGCGCCGACGUUGGCAACUUCCUGAAUCUAUCGCUACUUGAGUCGCAGUAUCAUUACCAGACUUCCAUCGAGGAGUCUGUUGUGCUUAUCUACGACACUGCAAAAUCUGCCAGAGGUUUCUUGACGCUUAAAGCGUACCGGCUCACUCCGCAAGCGAUACAGAUGUACAAGGAGAACGAGUUCACUCCAGAAGCUCUGCGGACCUUGAAAAUUGGAUAUGAGAGUCUCUUCGUUGAGAUUCCAGUAGUUAUAAAGAAUAGUAAUUUGACAAAUAUCAUGAUGUCUGAAUUGGAUGAGAUGAUUCCUGAAGAACAAGGCACGAAGUAUUUAGAUCUUGGAACUGCCACAGUAUUGGAGAACCAAUUAAGGUGCUUGAUGGAUCGUGUAGACGAACUGAAUCAGGAAGCGAUGAAAUUCAACAGGUAUCAACAGUUGGUGGUUCGACAGCAGCAAGACAAAAAUAGGCUCCUGGCCAAAAGAGCUCAAGAAAAUGCCGCCAGGGCUGCAAAGGAUGAACCACCUCUACCUGACGAUGAUAUCAAUAAACUGAUGAGACCUCUGCCAGUUCCACCAAGGUUAAAUCCCAUGAUUGUCGCUGGACAGAUCAACACGUACAGUGAACAUAUUUCACAAUUCUGCGCUCAGAGUUUAGCAAAAUUAUAUAUUACUCAAAGUUUACAAAACGCAAAGGAGGCAAAAUCUUCCCAUUGAUAAGAUUACUCGUAUUACGAAUAUUUAUAACUUUCAGAAAAAUGAUUACAGAAUUAAAUGAAAGAAUGAUAAAAUUUUCC
Messenger RNA from Pogonomyrmex barbatus (red harvester ant), 1253 nucleotides. RefSeq names its product eukaryotic translation initiation factor 3 subunit h (gene eIF3h). NCBI's taxonomy places the organism in Eukaryota, Metazoa, Arthropoda, Insecta, Hymenoptera, Formicidae. Gene Ontology annotation, cellular component: cytoplasm; eukaryotic translation initiation factor 3 complex. Gene Ontology annotation, molecular function: protein binding; metallopeptidase activity; translation initiation factor activity. The record is from RefSeq and is a predicted model, not a curated record.